AGCCGCCAGCAUGUCGGAGACCGCUCCUGCCGCUCCCGCCGCCGCCGCGCCCCCCGCGGAGAAGGCCCCCGCCAAGAAGAAGGCGGCCAAGAAGCCGGCGGGGGCGCGCCGCAAGGCGUCCGGGCCCCCGGUGUCCGAGCUCAUCACCAAGGCGGUGGCCGCGUCCAAGGAGCGCAGCGGGGUGUCCCUGGCCGCGCUCAAGAAGGCGCUGGCGGCCGCCGGCUACGACGUGGAGAAGAACAACAGCCGCAUCAAGCUGGGGCUCAAGAGCCUGGUGAGCAAGGGCACCCUGGUGCAGACCAAGGGCACCGGCGCCUCGGGCUCCUUCAAGCUCAACAAGAAGGCGGCCUCCGGGGACGCCAAGCCCAAGGCCAAGAAGGCGGGCGCCAAGGCCAAGAAGCCCGCCGGCGCGGCCAAGAAGCCCAAGAAGGCUUCGGGCUCCGCCACCCCCAAGAAGGCCGCCAAGAAGACCCCGAAGAAGGCCAAGAAGCCGGCGGGUGCUGUGGCCAAGAAAGUGGCCAAGAGCCCGAAGAAGGCCAAGGCCGCCAAGCCCAAGAAGGCGGCCAAGAGCGCCACGAAGGCGGUGAAGCCCAAAGCCGCCAAGCCCAAGGUUGCCAAGCCCAAGAAGGCGGCGGCCAAGAAGAAGUAG
Messenger RNA from Sorex fumeus (smoky shrew), 649 nucleotides. It is a transcript of the gene H1-2, whose product is annotated as H1.2 linker histone, cluster member. Gene Ontology annotation, molecular function: structural constituent of chromatin; nucleosomal DNA binding; double-stranded DNA binding. The transcript has a single exon. NCBI's taxonomy places the organism in Eukaryota, Metazoa, Chordata, Mammalia, Eulipotyphla, Soricidae. The coding region runs from base 11 to 649 and encodes 212 amino acids. The record is from RefSeq and is a predicted model, not a curated record. Gene Ontology annotation, biological process: nucleosome assembly; negative regulation of DNA recombination; chromosome condensation. Gene Ontology annotation, cellular component: nucleosome; nucleus.